Messenger RNA from Soboliphyme baturini, 911 nucleotides. Lineage: Eukaryota; Metazoa; Nematoda; Enoplea; Dioctophymatida; Soboliphymatidae. The record is from the annotation of a GenBank genome assembly.
GUGAUCGAAAUCGAUGAAACUCCACAGGCUCUACGCACUAAAAGACGGAAUCUAGAAGCACAGGAGAGAGCAGCCAAGAAGGCGGCAAAAGAUGAGCAUAAAAAAUCGAAAAGAACCGAACGACUGGAGCAGGUUGAAGUGAAGAAAUCAAAGGUUGCCACCGAAACGAUCGUUGAAACCGAAUCAGUUCCUACCAAAAGACCGGUCCCGGAAACGCCGGACUAUGCGGCGCAGUUGUUCAACGACUCGCUAACCAAUUAUGGCCUGUACAAGGACAACAGCUUCACCACCAACAUGACAGCGACAGCGACAGUGACGAAGGUCGUGACGACCUCUUCAUCGCCGUCUAGUGAGACCGAGCCUGUGACCACAUCACUACAGACAUCUGAUGAUUCCAGUUCUCGUAACGACACAACUCCGUUAAUGUCUUCUUUGUCAUGUUCGCAAGAAACAUCGCCAUCAUGUACUGCGACAACAUCGCACGCUUGGCCUCAUGCCACCACUAGCGUCAUUACUAGCGGCCUAGCUCAAACGACUAAGCUCAACAUCCUGCCGUCAUUUGCAAGUCGUUCAAGCACCAUAAAGCUGACCACUUCAGCGACGGGCAGCGGCACGUCGUUGUCAUUUUCGAAUCAGUCGGCACCUCGCCUUGUUCUUCAGAGUUUACUGAAGUCGUCGUCUGAAACACCAUUGUCAAUCUCAGUGCUUGCUGCAAACAGGUUGUUGACGUUGAGUUUUAGGGACGAACCUGCGAAAGUAGUUUCGAACAGCACCGUCGCAUCCAACACUAAGUCAGACUCCAGUCAGAAUCUGGAUCGUUCACGAAAGCCCGUCUAUUGUAUUAGCGUGAGUAGUUUUUCACAAAUUUACUCCGAUGUUUUAUUUUGCAUGAUUUUUUGGCAUUGUUAAUU